Messenger RNA from Prunus armeniaca (apricot), 333 nucleotides. NCBI's taxonomy places the organism in Eukaryota, Viridiplantae, Streptophyta, Magnoliopsida, Rosales, Rosaceae. The record is from the annotation of a GenBank genome assembly.
AUGGAGAUGGCGGAUAGGUUUUAUGUUUCCAACGAACUUUUGCUCCAACAUUUGCGUGAAAUCUCCUCACGACUUGCGAUCGAAGAGCAAGUUCUUAGCCAGCAAGCUGAGGGGCAAACUCUUAAUCCCAACCUUGAUUCUCAGUCACAAGAGGAAAAUUCUCAUGUGGUUGCAAUUCGCCCACCUAUUCCACCUACUCCUCUAAAGGAAGGUGAGGUUGAUAUGGAAUAUGAGAGCGAGAAAGAGAUAGGUGAGACGACCUUAGAAUCAAAUGUUCAAGUUGACAUUCCUAUUGAGAACCUGACAUUGGUUGAGGAAAAAUUGUCAACCUAA